AUGGCGAUGAAGGCGCUCAGAGGGAUGGUGAACGGGGCCAUGAGUGAGCUCUCCUCGGCCGUCAGCGGGAACAAACCGACGGCCGCCGCCGCUCCGGCAGCCGCUCCGGCCGCCGCUGCCGCUGCCGCGUCCCGGGAGCACGUCAUGGCCGUGAGCCGGGACUAUAUCACCCAGCCUCGCCUCACCUAUAAAACAGUGUCUGGAGUCAACGGUCCGCUGGUGAUUCUGGAUCAGGUGAAGUUUCCACGCUACGCAGAGAUCGUCCACCUCACCCUGCCUGAUGGUACCAAGAGGAGCGGGCAGGUGCUGGAGGUCACUGGGUCCAAAGCUGUGGUGCAGGUGUUUGAGGGGACUGCAGGUAUCGAUGCCAAGAAGACCAGCUGUGAGUUUACAGGAGACAUCUUACGGACGCCUGUAUCUGAGGAUAUGUUGGGUCGUGUGUUUAAUGGAUCCGGUAAACCGAUCGACAGAGGGCCGGCGGUCCUGGCUGAAGACUUCUUGGACAUCAUGGGUCAGCCUAUAAACCCUCAGUGUCGUAUCUACCCGGAGGAGAUGAUCCAGACCGGCAUAUCUGCCAUCGACGGCAUGAACAGCAUCGCCAGGGGGCAGAAAAUACCCAUCUUCUCUGCUGCAGGGCUGCCACACAACGAGAUCGCGGCUCAGAUCUGUCGGCAGGCCGGUUUGGUGAAGAAGUCGAAGGACGUGAUGGACUACAGCGAGGAAAACUUCGCCAUCGUGUUCGCCGCCAUGGGGGUGAACAUGGAGACCGCCCGGUUCUUUAAGUCUGACUUUGAGGAGAACGGUUCCAUGGACAACGUCUGUUUGUUCCUCAACCUGGCCAACGACCCCACCAUCGAGCGAAUCAUCACGCCUCGUUUGGCUCUGACAUCAGCAGAGUAUCUGGCCUAUCAGUGUGAGAAGCAUGUCCUCGUCAUCCUCACUGACAUGAGCUCGUACGCGGAGGCUCUCCGAGAGGUGUCUGCAGCCAGAGAGGAGGUGCCGGGCCGCCGAGGCUUCCCGGGCUACAUGUACACCGAUCUGGCCACCAUCUACGAGAGAGCCGGCAGAGUGGAGGGACGCAACGGCUCCAUCACACAGAUCCCCAUCCUCACCAUGCCCAAUGAUGACAUCACUCAUCCGAUCCCUGACCUGACGGGUUACAUCACUGAGGGACAGAUCUACGUUGACAGACAGCUGCACAACAGACAGAUCUAUCCUCCCAUCAACGUGUUGCCGUCUCUCUCUCGUCUGAUGAAAUCCGCCAUCGGGGAGGGAAUGACCCGCAGAGACCACUCUGAUGUUUCCAACCAGCUUUAUGCAUGUUAUGCCAUAGGGAAGGAUGUCCAGGCCAUGAAGGCAGUGGUGGGAGAAGAAGCUCUGACAGCUGAUGACCUGCUUUAUCUGGAGUUCCUGACCAAGUUUGAGAAAAACUUCAUUUCCCAAGGUGCCUACGAGAACAGGAGCGUGUUUGAGACUCUGGACAUCGGAUGGCAGCUCAUGAGGAUUUUCCCCAAAGAGAUGCUGAAGAGGAUCCCGCAGAGCACCUUAGCUGAGUUUUACCCCCGAGAGGCCAAACGUUAACCGACACGUUCCAGCUGUGUCUCCUGCCGCUUCCAUCGCUGCAUACAUACAUACAUACAUACAUACAUACAUACAUACAUACAGUGUAGUGUUGUACCGUCACAUAUGAUGUGAUGCUGUAACAGUCAUGACACUCGUGACAUUCAUGUGGCCUUGACAACAACGCACCAUUCCUGCUUAACAACCAGAAACAGACGGAGGAAGAUAUUAAAACAGAUGUUUGUUUACAGAGUGAAUGUAAAGAGCAGCAUGUUUAACGUUGAUCUGUUUGUGUUUAUACGAGUGAUGAUGAUGAUGAUGAUGAUGAUGACAUUUAGAUUUUUGUGUCAUGACUAUAAUUAGCAAAUUAAUCUAAACUUAGAUAAUCAAUACAGGUAAUGAGCCUCGUAUUUGGAAAACAGCAUCACUAACGAGCUUUUAAAAAAAAACAACAGAUUUUGAUGCUUGGCGAGUUAAUAAAGAUCCAAUCAGCUCACCAACAAAUCAAAACAAUCCAGCAACACCUGAGAUGCUGGUUUACACAACAUCUGCACGACUGAAAAAAUGCAGUUUGCAGCGCUGAGGAAUUGAUUUUAGCUUUCUGUCAGAAAUAUUCAUCAAACCAAAGAUGCUCUUCAGGCAGCAAUUAGUUUGACGUUUCUUUGAGUUUACAUUAAAUACACUAAAAUACAACACUGCAGUCAGCCAGUCCUGAUAUACUAUUAAACUGUGGAGGAUAAAAACACAGUAAAGCUAAACGCUCGUAUCGAUUGUGCUUCUCUCGAGGGGAAAAGGGGGUAAAAUGGCAAAAGUUCCAGUCAGGCAAUAAAAAAAACUAACAAACAGACAAAACAGACCUAUGAUUGACUAUUUACCAACCAUUUCUUCACCAAAAAAGUUUCAAACUUGUCUAAUAAGGCAGAUUUUCACUGCUGGCUCUUUAAAUUUAAACAUAUGAAAGUGGUAUCAGUCUUCUCAUGUAACUCUUGGCAAUAGUAAAAUAAGGACAUUUCCCAAAAUGUUAAACUGUUCCUUUACCCUGCAGAGGAAUGUUUCUAUGACUGGGUCCCUGCUUUUUGUUAGCCAAUAGUUGCAAACUAUUUCACUGACCAACAGGUGGCGCCAAGAAAUGCAUAAAUGCACCAACAAAGGCAGUGAAGAAGAAGACUGCUAGCAAGUAAACAUGGACGUAAACAAUCCAGAUUUCAAAAUGCUUAAAAAAACAGUUUUGAAAAUGUUUUAUGGGGAAGGAAACACACUCGACACGUUUGUUAGACCUCCAGGAUGCACACGAUGAGUUUUAGUGACACCGAAAGUUUAUUCACAAGAAAACUCCACAGGGAGCUUUAACAGCAGAUGUGGCUCGGAGUGUGUUUUGCUGCACAUUACCACAGUCAGCAGUGACGUCAUGGUGUACUGGAGUACAUCUUUACAUCAGAGCAGCAAGGUGACGAGUUAAACCACCCGAGGGCAGCAAAGACAAGACGCUAAAUUCUAAAAAACGCUGUUUUUGUGUUAAAACAACCUGCGACCACAGCAGGAGUUUCAGCUCGUUUCUAUAAACACCUCUGACCACAUUAAAACGCCAGAACAGAUAAUUCUCCUCUUACUGGGCAUGUGUUGGAGGACAGACAAGAAAGUCAGCCACAACAAAACCAGUGAAGAAGAAACACUAUACUAGUUCCAUUUCGGUGGCGGCUUCUCGAUGUUUAGUUUAUUGCAGCAGAUUCCAACAGUUUGAGCAGAGAAAGGUGAUCGAUUAGCUACGUCUGAACAAGCUAUCAAUCAGAAAACAACAUUCGCAUGAAGCCGUCCGCCAUUGUUGUUCCUCCAAUGAAACGCCGCCGCGCUACUGCCACCAUCUGUUUGUCAGCGAUAUGUCAGCUGGAGAGAAAAAUAAACUUUUAGUCUGGACGGAGGGCAGAAACGCAGAGAAGAAGAUGCGUUUACCAAUUUAGCCGGUUUAACGUGGACGUGGUCUCAGAUCACGGUCAGCAUCACUCAGGGCGUUUACAUGCUCCUCAGUUGCCUGGUUACAGCUUUCUACAGUCAGCUGAUUUCUUAACUGGGGUAGGGGAUUAGAGAAACACGGUUUCUUGGUAGAUCACGGUAGAACGCUGAUUUCUUUAUCAUUUCUAUAUCAUGCAUCCAGUUCCUAAUCGGGUUUUUACUCAUGACAAACAACUGCAGAUAGAGAAGGCAGAGCGGAGCGAUGCGUCCUCUUAUUUAAAAUAAGUCCAUCCAACUGAAACUGGAACUGACACAAAGUCACUUGUAGAAGUCUAAAAAAGUCUGUUUCCCCCGCCGAAUGUUUGACCUGGUUACUGAAGUGCAGGUAAACACACUGAUGAUGUGUUUUGUUUUGAUGUCAUGGUUCACUGGAGGUCAGAUGUUAAACCACUGGAGGUCAGUAAAGACAAGAUUUUCAAGGGUGUUAAGUUACUCUUUAAUAUGCAUAUUUAUAUGUCCUUCAUUUUUGAUGUUUUGAUGUAUAAUUUUUCUUCAAACUCCUGUAGAAAUACAGCAAAUCAUGUGUGAUUUACUCCAAAUUAACACCACCACAUCAUUUAUUCUGUGGUCAUGUGACAAAAUAAAGCAAUCAGCAGCAAAUCCAAAAGAGUUUACAGUUGAUCCGUCUAAACAUUCUGCAGCUAAUUCCCUGCAUGAAGAAGAGUCUCACCUGAGUGCUCAUUAUGGAGGCGUUUUUUUUAAAAAAAAAAAAAGUUUUGCUUUGGCGGUCAGCGCACAUCGCCGUCCUUGUACGUGCGAUACGACUGUGACACUUUGACAGACUUGUCAUGUUCUGCCACAAGCUACAAGGCCUUGUUCUUCGGAGAGAUGUGACUUUUACAUUUGACAUGAGCUUUGAUGCACGCCGCCUUUUCCAAGAAGCCAUGUUUGUAACAGUGGAGCCGGGAGAUGAAAUCCAGUGUCUGAAAUGAAAUGUCCUUUGAUGUUGUGGUUUCUUUAGAUUUGUCUCCUUGUUCUUCUAGUAUGUGUUAUUUGCUUUCUUUCGAAAAAACGUCUAUAAAUGAUAUAUUUCUGUAUGAAUGAUGUGUUUACUGACUGAUUUUAAAUCAGCUUGCAUGCAUCGUUGUUGAAUGUUUCCUGUCGGUGCCUCAAAUAUCAACUCAUAUGAAAUAAA
This is a messenger RNA of Thunnus maccoyii (southern bluefin tuna), 4705 nucleotides long. RefSeq names its product ATPase H+ transporting V1 subunit B2 (gene atp6v1b2b). NCBI's taxonomy places the organism in Eukaryota, Metazoa, Chordata, Actinopteri, Scombriformes, Scombridae. The coding region runs from base 1 to 1581 and encodes 526 amino acids. Gene Ontology annotation, molecular function: proton-transporting ATPase activity, rotational mechanism; ATP binding. The transcript has 14 exons. Gene Ontology annotation, biological process: ATP metabolic process; proton transmembrane transport. Gene Ontology annotation, cellular component: proton-transporting V-type ATPase, V1 domain. The record is from RefSeq and is a predicted model, not a curated record.